AUGUUUAUAAAAAGUAUACUAUUAAAAAAAGUCAAAUAUUUUAGUUUUGCUAAAAAUAAUUCACUGAGGAAAAAUAGCAAUUGUAUUUUAAUAAAGAAAUAUUAUUCUAAUCAAAGUAACAAUAGCAAUAAUGACAAUAAUAACAAAACAAAAAAUGAUAGAAAUAAUUAUGCAAAAGAGAAUAUUUAUAAAAAGGAAAAUAACAUAAAAAAAGAAGAAAAUAAUAAUACUAAUUUAGAAGAAGAUAUAAACCAUAUGAAAAAUAAUUAUAACUAUAUUAUAAAUAUUUAUGAUAAAAAAAAUCCAAAUUUUAUCAUUGAUUUUGUUUUAAAUAUAUAUGGAGAAAAAUAUACAAAAGAAAAUAAAAAACGGUAUAUAAAUGAAUUUAAGAAUGAAUUAAAUAAGCAUUUACAAAGUAAAGAUUCAAAUAUUUCAUGUAAUAAAAAUCAUAUAACGUUUGUGGAUACUUUUGCAAUACUUUAUCUAUGCUAUAUAGAAAAAAUUUAUGAUUUAGAAUUUUUAUCAAAAUUAAACGAAAAAUUUGAUGAAUUGUUUAAAUCAAAAAAAGAAAAGGAAAUAUUAAAUAAUGAUAAUAUAAAUUAUUUAAUAAUGAUCUUCUAUUAUUUUUCAUAUUUAAAUAUAAAAAAUAUAACUUUGAAUAAUAAAAUAAAAAAUUUUAUAAUAAAUAACGAAGUUGAACCAAUAAUAGUUUAUAAAUAUUUAGAAUCCCUUAGUUUAAUAAAUGAUGAUAGCAAUAAUAUCACGCCCAUAGUUCAAAUAAUUGUUGAAACAUUCUAUAAUUAUAAUAAUUAUCUUUUACUAAAAAUUUUACAAUUUUUACAUAAUUUAAAUUAUAUAGACAGAGAUAUUUUUUUUCUUUUUACAAGAAAAUUAAACAAAAAUAUUUAUAAUGAAAAUGCAAACCUUUAUGAAUUAUGUAUGUUAUCUCGUAUUUAUGCAUUAUAUAAGAAAGAAAACAUAACUUUUUUUAACUAUUUAUAUGAAGAUUUAAUAAAAAGCAUAACAAAAUAUGAAGAUAAUGUUCAGAAUGAUGAAAAUUAUGAUGAAAAUGAAUUAGAAAAUAGUGAAAAAAAAGAACAUGAAGAUUUCAAUAGGAAAGACCUCGAAAAAAUAGAUAAGGUAAUAAAUGAAGAUAACUCAAAAAAUUUAAAUGAUAAUAAAGACCAAAAGGAGAUAGAAAAUUCAUUUAUACAUGAAAUUGAAAAUAUCAAUAGAGAUAAUUAUUUUUUAUUUAAAAAUAGCUUAUAUAAUGAUGGUUUAAAUUUUUAUCCUUUUUUCAUAAAUUCAAAAACUACUAAUAAAGAAUUCUAUAAAAAGAAACAAAAAUUGAAUAUAAAUUUUACAAAUAAUGAAAAAGAAAAUGAAGAUGAUAAUGUUUAUAUUUCAAAAUGGAAUAAAAUGUUUUUUUAUGAAGAUUAUAAAAUUAAAGAUAUAAAAAACGAAAAAUUUAUUAAUUAUGAGGAUAAUAAGAAUGAAGAUGAAAUAAUUGAAAUAAAUAGUAAUUUUUUAAAAGAGAAUUUGUACUAUGAAUUUAGUUAUGAGAAACUUGUGAACAUGUUUGUAAAUAUAAGUUAUCAAUUAGACAAUUUAAAAAUUGAUAUUAAUAAAAAAGACGAUGCCACUAUUAGUAAUUAUGACCAAAUUAUUGAAUAUAAAAAAAAAUUGUUAUUUAUCGAUAAUUUUUAUAUUGGUCACAUUUUUCACAUAGUAGACUCUAUGUUAUCAUUGAAUAUACACCAUAAUUGUGCAUAUUUUAAUAAAUUACAAAAAAAAAUUUUAAAUAUAAUAAAAAAUAAUGAAAAUUACAUAAUUGAUAAUUUUGAUAGCAAUGAAAUCAAAAGCCUUUUAAUUUUUUUAGUUCAUACAAAUAAAUAUUAUAAAGAAACUUUUAUUUAUUGUAUUACUCAUAGAAUGGUUGACUUAUAUAUCAACGGAUUAUGUAAACCUGAAAUAUUAUCUAUUUUUCUUUAUAACCUAUUAGCUUUUACUAAGAAAAAAGUUGUAAAAAAGAAUAGAUUCAAUCAUAAUAUUAGAAAUACUAUAUAUAAUAGUUAUUCCUGGCUAAAUGACAAUAAAAUCUUUACAAGAGAAAAUAAUAAUAUUUCUACAUUAGAAAAAAAGGAAAUUAAUAAUGUAUAUAAAAAUAUAAAAGUGAAGAAUCAUACUCUUUUACAGAUUUUAUCUAUACAUAUAUGUAAAAAUGUAUAUUUUAUUAGCUUAUCAACUUUAGCUUCAUUAUUAAGGUCAUUUUCAUAUUUAUCCUUUAGUAAUUUCAAUUUUUACAAUGUUUUUAUUCCUUUAUUUUUAAAACAUAUUGAGAAUUUGAAAAAUGUUGAUAUUUUAAAUAUAACACAAGCAUAUAAUAAGCAAAAAAUUAGUAAUAAAUAUUUUUAUUAUUUGCUAUCAAAGCAAUAUCAAAAUAAUUAUUCUAACAAACUAAAAAAUUCGGAACCUAAAAUUAAAUUAAUUGGAUAG
This is a messenger RNA of Plasmodium relictum, 2496 nucleotides long. Its product is annotated as conserved Plasmodium protein, unknown function. The record is from RefSeq and is a predicted model, not a curated record. The transcript is spliced from 2 exons. The coding region runs from base 1 to 2496 and encodes 831 amino acids. Lineage: Eukaryota; Apicomplexa; Aconoidasida; Haemosporida; Plasmodiidae.